AUGGUGGGCGCCAGGAGAAUGCAGCUGUUCUUCGUCAUACGGGCGUGCGUUUUCCUGUCGAUCCCGGGCUACUCCAGCUCCUACUUCACGCCGCCCGCCGCAGCAGCGCCGCGAGCCUCUGGACCGAGAGCGGGGCCACCCACGGGGCUGCCGCAAGCGUCGACGGCAGCAGCAGCAGCAGCAGUAGCACCGCUCGCCGCUGCCGACAGCGAUGCGGAAGCGUUCGAGAGGGUGACCCUCGCCCGUCGCUCUACGAAGCACUUCGACCGACGACGACCGGUGCCGGACGACGUCUUGAAGAAGGUGUUGGCACUAGUCUUGCGAGCCCCCUCCGGGUUCAACAUCCAGCCGUACGAGUGCAUCGUGGUGACUUCCGACGAGGCCAAGCACAAGCUCAGCAGGGCCAUGUUAGGCCCGAACCGAGAGAGGGUGCUGGCAGCCGGAGCUACGGUGGUCUUCGCGAGUGACUUGAACAGCAUGAAGAACGUUCGCAAGUUGACAACCAUGCUGGCGAAAGAGGGAUGGCCCGAGGGGUUCAUCAAGAAGGUUCCGCUCUACUUGUCGGUGUUCUCGACGGGACACAACCGGCUGCUCCGGCUCCCACUGGUCGCGGCGAAGAAGCUGUCGUUCGCGGUGGUGCGGAGGCUCGGGAAGGGGAUGCCCACGGUGUCGGGGGCGGAGGCGUGGGCUUUCAAGAGCACCAUGCUAGCGGUGCAGGAGCUCCUCCUGGCGGCGACGUCUCACGGCCUAGCCACGUGCCCGAUGGAGGGUUUCGACAUGAGAAGGUUGCGAAAGGCGCUACGCAUCCCUUUGCGGUACUCUGUCCCGAUCGUGGUCAGCAUCGGUUACCCGUCGGACGAUCGGCGAGAAAUCAAGACCCUCAGAUUCCCUCCGGAGGAGGUAUUGCACCGAGAGGAGUUCGGCACACCUCUGGAAGGCGUUCCUUCGCUCUGA
Ectocarpus siliculosus is the source of this 954-nucleotide messenger RNA. Lineage: Eukaryota; Phaeophyceae; Ectocarpales; Ectocarpaceae. The record is from the annotation of a GenBank genome assembly.